CGACGAUUUGAGCAUGAGCAAAUAAUACUUUGACACUGUCGCUGAAAUACGCAUUAACGUUGUUUGUACGUUAAUACUUGUGUGUUCUUUAAAUUUUUCAGGUAAUUAUUAUUAAAAUUAAUUUCCAGAGGCUAAAAGGAUGUGAUCACAGACACUUAACGUUGAUAGUAGGCCAAUAUUGCUUUUAUUGUGCAGCUGCGCGACGCGUCACACGCAUAUAAAAGGUGCGGCAGUGCCCGUCAGCGCGAGCCGGUUACGCGUUGGGUUUGGCCCUAAUAAUCUGGAUAAAGCCAUCAACAACCUCAAUGAUCUUGUAGAUCAGAAGCAGCGUGAUGACUAAAACACCCGAUACCCCGGCACCCUGCGUGGUUAUGGGUGACGUCCACCACAGCCACCCAGAGGAGCCCAUGGAGCAGCUCUCUAGACGCGCUCGUGUUGCUGUUCCUGAGCUGGUUGUAACCUGCGAGUGUGACCAGAGCCCCCGCGGACCCUGCUCAGGCUCACAUCAGCCCGACGAGGAGUCCAUCUGCUCGGAUAGCGGACUCAGCGGCUCUCCCGCCUCGUCCCUGGCGCUGAGGAAGCUGUCCAACUCUUCCUCCACCGGCCUCUCGCCAGCUUCGUCUUUUGAGGAAUGCGAAGAGGAUUUAAUGGGUUACAGUGAUUAUAAUCAGUCUCCAGGUGAACCGCUCACGGCUGAUCUGUGGAAGAAGUCAAAGAAUAUGGUGAACUGGUCUCCCACUCCAGUGGCGGUGAAAAAGCGCUCUCCUUGGGUACAGGUGGUCGGCCAUGCAGGAAACUUUCAGAUGGGCAGUGAUGGAAGGCUGCUGAAGAAGUUCUGCGAGUGCGAGCAGCAGUGUUUUCUGCAGCUCAUGAGCGACUCGCUGCAGCCCUUCGUUCCUGCAUACUACGGCGUGACCCAGCGUGACGAGCAGGAUUACAACCUCAUGGACGACCUGCUUGCUGACUUUGACUCUCCCUGCAUCAUGGACUGCAAAAUGGGAAGCCGGACUUACCUGGAGGAAGAGUUGGAGAAGGCCCGGGAGUGUCCUCAGCCUCGCAAAGACAUGUAUGAAAAAAUGAUAGCUGUGGAACCGAACGCCCCCACUGCGGAUGAGCGGGCCAGGCAAGCAGUACUCAAAACCAGAUACAUGCAGUGGAGAGAAACCCUCAGCUCAACGGCUACGCUGGGCUUUCGCAUCGAGGGCAUCAAGAAAUCGGAUGGCACUUGUAACACUAACUUCAAGAGAACAAAGUACAAAGAUGAGGUGAUCCAAACCCUGGAGGACUUUGUGGACAACAACAUGCUAAUUUUGAGAAGCUACCAACAACGGUUGAAGGAACUACGAGGCGUGCUGGAAAAAUCUGAUUUCUUCAAAGCACAUGAGGUGGUGGGCAGCUCCUUAUUAUUUGUCCAUGACCUCACUGGCAAGGCUGGAAUCUGGAUGAUAGACUUUGGAAAGACUGUGCCCUUGCCGCCCCCUCUCACCCUGGACCAUCGCAGCCCGUGGGUGGAGGGCAACAGAGAGGACGGGUACCUCUGGGGCCUGGACAAUUUUAUUGACAUUCUGACCAACAUACUUCCAGAGAAAUGAGGGGCAUUGUGGAUCUUCAGAAUUGUCAUUUUCUGCACAGACAGUCUAAUUCCACUCUGUUUUGUCUACGUGGAGAAUAGGUGAAGGUUGGAGAGAAUGAAAUGAUGGAAUGGACUGACUGGCCUCAAUAUUUAAUACAAGUCCUACUGAUGAACAUCUAAGCCUGUGAAUUUAUCUGCUGAAGUUGUAAGCCCCUCGCUAUUUAGUCGUUUUCACUACUUUGGAACCGCUGUAUGUAUUUUGACACUGUAAAUAGAGUUUUAUUUAAGCAGUUUGCCCUGAAGGGUUGGUGAGUAAAAGAUUAGCUUCGUUUUAGGAACAUUAACCUUGCAAAUGAAAAUCAUUACAGUAAUGUUGUUUUGGCAGGUGUGUGAAGAUCCAUAAAACAGGAGUGCUUUUGAUUACUAAUCAACCACCAUAGUAUGUUUGUGGUAGUUGCCAGAUAUUUUCCCUUCGUUUUAUUUUAUAUCUGUGACCAAAUGGCUCUAUUUUGGGUUGGGGAUGAACUGAAUUUAAGUGCACACUACUAACAAUUCGAUAAACUGAAGCUAAAUCGAAUCGCAGAACAACAAAGACCUCUUAUGCAUCGUUGCAUAGCUCCCAAAGUAAUGAAAACAUGUGGAAAAAGUGUUUUGUAUUUCUUUGUCUUGAUCAAGCACCAUUUUAAUUCACAUCAAGCACGGUGAGUUAAGCUAAUCUUAUGCCUCACAUUCCUAUGUUGUGUGUUAUUUGCAUGCACACAUGAGCUACAAAAGGGGAAUACAGUACGUCAUUCUUUAAGCAACUAAAUUGCCCAUGUUAAUAUAUCAAAUAGACUGCCAAUUCGACUUGAGAAUGGUGUCUGGGAUAUUUGAGCCAGUACUCCUUAUGCACAAAAUCACUGUUUGCACUUAAUUUGAUCUCACCUUAUUGAGAUUUUGUACUGUAUAAUAAGUACACGACUUGUGGUCGUUUAUGUUGGGAGCUUUGUUAACUUGGCUGUAUCGGUUUUGCAGUUCUGUGUUCUGGGUUGCUGUGAUAACUACAGAAUCUUUUUUUUUUUCAUGCCGGGUAAUUUUGUAAAGGUUUUUGAAUGUCAGAACAAUAAACAUGAACAUGAUUUGA
Messenger RNA from Rhinichthys klamathensis goyatoka, 2696 nucleotides. RefSeq names its product inositol-trisphosphate 3-kinase Ca (gene itpkca). The transcript has 7 exons. The record is from RefSeq and is a predicted model, not a curated record. Gene Ontology annotation, cellular component: nucleus; cytoplasm. Bases 333 to 1592 code for a protein of 419 amino acids. NCBI's taxonomy places the organism in Eukaryota, Metazoa, Chordata, Actinopteri, Cypriniformes, Leuciscidae. Gene Ontology annotation, biological process: inositol phosphate biosynthetic process. Gene Ontology annotation, molecular function: inositol tetrakisphosphate kinase activity; inositol-1,4,5-trisphosphate 3-kinase activity.